Solanum stenotomum is the source of this 2609-nucleotide messenger RNA. RefSeq names its product pentatricopeptide repeat-containing protein At2g22410, mitochondrial-like. The transcript has a single exon. Gene Ontology annotation, molecular function: RNA binding; protein binding. The coding region runs from base 21 to 2000 and encodes 659 amino acids. Gene Ontology annotation, biological process: RNA modification. The record is from RefSeq and is a predicted model, not a curated record. Lineage: Eukaryota; Viridiplantae; Streptophyta; Magnoliopsida; Solanales; Solanaceae.
UCCCUCUUUUGCUUUUUGUUAUGAAAUUCCCUCAGUUUCCAUAUUUCUUCAAGUUCCAAUCUUUCCCUCAUUUUCACAAGCUAUUCUUUUCCUCACAACCAAAAUGGAAUUCCAAGCACAACCCAAAUCUUGUAAUCACCCACCCAACUCUUAUCCUCAUAGAAUCUUGCAAUUCAAUUUCACACAUAAAGCAAAUUCAAGCCAAUAUGAUACACACUGGCAUGAUUUCACACAUUUUCCCUAUCAGUAGACUUAUAUCCUUUUGUGCUUUGGAUGUUAAUGGUGAUAUAAACUAUGCAAAUGCUUUGUUUUCAGAAAUUAAUGAACCUAAUGUGUAUAUUUGGAAUACUAUGAUAAGGGGUUUUGUUAAAAAUCAGUUCUUGGAAAUGAGUUUUUGUUUGUUUAGGAGAAUGGUAAGGGAAAAGGUUGAAAUGGAUAAGAGAAGUUAUGUUUUUGUGUUGAAAGGGUGUGGGGUUUUGGAGGGGAUGGGGGUGCAUUGUAGGAUUUGGAAAGUUGGGUUUUUGAGUGAUUUGAUUGUGAGGAAUGGCUUGGUUCAUUUUUAUGGUGGAAGUGGGAAAAUUGUUGAUGCACAGAAGGUGUUUGAUGAAAGUCCUGUUAGGGAUGUAGUUACUUGGACUAGCUUGAUUGAUGGGUAUGUGAAAAUGCAUAUGGUUGAUGAGGCAUUGAGGUUGUUUGAUUUGAUGUGUUCAAGUGGUGUUGAGUUUAACAACGUUACGUUGAUAACUGUGUUUUCUGCAUGUUCGUUGAAGGGGGAUUUGAGUCUGGGGAAAUCAGUUCAUGAACUUGCGGAGAACAGAGGUGUGGAAUGCAGUCUUAAUUUGAUGAAUGCCUUAUUGGAUAUGUAUGUGAAGUGUGGUUGUCUGCCUAUGGCUAAAGAGAUAUUUGAUAAGAUGGAGAUCAAGGAUGUGUUUUCAUGGACAAGUAUGAUCCAUGGCUAUGCAAGAAAUGGGGAGGUAGACUUGGCAAAGAAGUGUUUUAGUGUGAUGCCUGAACAAAAUGUAGUUUCUUGGAAUGCGAUGAUUGCUUGCUACUCGCAAAAUAAUAGACCUUGGGAGGCCCUUGAACUCUUCCUUGAAAUGGAGAAACGAGGUUUGGUUCCCAUGGAAAGCACUUUGGUCUCUGUGCUCUCUGCUUGUUCUCAAUCUGGUUCUUUGGAUUUUGGUCGACGAAUUCAUGAUUACUAUAUUAAGCAAAAAGGGAUUAAAUUCAGUGUGAUCCUGGCAAACACAUUAAUAGACAUGUACGGAAAAUGUGGAAACAUGGAUGCAGCUGGAGAGCUCUUCCACGAAAUGCAAGAAAGAGAUUUGGUCUCCUGGAAUUCAGUAAUAGUAGGAUGUGCUUCUCAUGGUCUCGCCGAGAAGGCUGUCACUCUUUUUGAACAAAUGAAAUGCUCGGGACUCAAGCCUGAUAGCAUCACAUUUGUGGGUGUUCUAUCAGCAUGCGCUCAUGGUGGAUUGGUCAAUCAAGGCUGGGAGUACUUUAGGUGCAUGGAAUUAAAUGGCUUGAUUCCCGGGGUGGAACACUAUGCUUGCAUGGCAGAUUUACUUGGCAGAUCAGGGCAUCUGAAAGAAGCUUUUGAGUUCACAAAGCAAAUGCCGGUGGAACCUGAUAAAGCUGUUUGGGGUGCUCUGCUUAACGGUUGUCGGAUGCAUGGAGAUGUUGAGCUGGCCAAGGUCGCUGCUGAGAAACUUAUAGAACUAGAUCCUCAAGAUAGCGGUAUUUAUGUGCUUCUUGCAAGCUUGUGUGCUAAUGAGAGGAAAUGGGCUGAUGUUAGAAUGGUUAGAAGUUUGAUGAGAGCUAAAGGUGUAAAGAAGAAUCCAGGACAUAGUUUGAUAGAGGUUGACGGUAACUUCUACGAAUUUGUGGCUGCUGACGACUCACACCCCGAAUCUCAGGCAAUACAUAAAGUGCUUGAUGAGAUUAUAUUGCUCUCUAAGUUAGAAGAAUAUGUUUCUGAUGCACAGCCAGAACAAACAUGACAAAUACACUGUGAUCCAGCCAGUAAGUCUUGACAGGCAUGGAAGCACUUCCAAUUCCUCCGGUCAGUAAUUACUAACUCGUGAUUGAUCCAUUUAACACUGAAGCUGGUAAAUAGGUGAGUUUCCCCAUAGAGUUUGCUGCAAGUUUGAAGGUGGAAUCAGCUUGCAACUCUUCGAAUAAUCGGGAUGUUGUAUGAAGAGGAUGAAGCACCUUCUCGAAGCAUUGGACCAAAGAUUGCUGGGAACAUUAUAUACCAACAAUUUUCAGGUAUUGGGCACCUUGUUUUAGUUCUAGUAAAUGCUGAAUCACAGAACAUAGCUCGCUUACCAAGUCGCUCAUUUGAUGAGUACACUUUUAGAUACAAUAUAACUAUUAUCAUACAGAUCAUAGCUCGCCUACCAAGUCACCCAUUUGAGUAGUUGCCAGGAAAAAAAUGAGGAGGAAACGAAGUUGUCCACGAAGCUUUUGAAUGUCCCUAGAAGGGCCUUCCUAAGCUUUCACCUAUUUACCUAAAAUCUCAACACUGAGUAUUCUACUAAUUAUCUAAAUUACAUGUCAUACUAAACAUUAGUUAGCUUUUUCUAACGGAGAAUUAUGAUAUCAAUCAA